Molecule: messenger RNA, 3034 nt
Organism: Triplophysa dalaica
Lineage: Eukaryota; Metazoa; Chordata; Actinopteri; Cypriniformes; Nemacheilidae
Product: P2Y purinoceptor 2-like
Exons: 2
Coding region: 7-1068 (353 amino acids)
Biological process (GO): G protein-coupled receptor signaling pathway
Cellular component (GO): plasma membrane
Molecular function (GO): A1 adenosine receptor binding; G protein-coupled UTP receptor activity
Source: RefSeq, a predicted model, not a curated record
CUGUGCAUGUAUGCAGAUCAACAUGAGACACAACUUUUAGUUACUUUCCUGAAGGACUUAAUAAAAAACCCAAUCAGAAUGGAAGCAAAUAAUGCAAGUUGGCCAGCCAAUGACAGCCAUCAGUUCCUCUGUCAUUUUAAUGAAAGUUUCAAGUACAUUCUUCUUCCGGUGAGCUACACCCUGGUGUUUGUGGUGGGUCUGGUGCUGAACAUCACCGCUAUGUAUUUCAUUCUGUUUCGAACCAAAGGCUGGAAGCCCAACACUAUCUUCAUGAUCAACCUCAAUAUUUGUGACACCCUCUACAUCCUCACUCUUCCCUUCCUCAUCUAUUACUACGCCGACGGGAACGACUGGCCGUUUGGAGAGCUGAUGUGUAAACUCAUCCGCUUCCUCUUCUACACAAACCUCUACGCAAGCGUGCUCUUCCUCAGCUGCAUCAGUCUGCAUCGCUUUCUGGGCGUCUGUCACCCAGUGCGGUCUAUGUCUUGGAUGAACGCUCGUCGUGCGCGGUUGAUCUCCGUGUGCAUAUGGGUGACUGUUCUUAUCUUCCAGUCACCGGUCCUCUAUUUCUCCAGGAUGAACGGUAUGCGGGUGUGUUAUGACACCACUAGCAAAGCGCUCUUUAAUGAUUUUCUGGUGUACAGUUCGGUGGUUAUGGUCCUGUUUUUCAUCAUACCGUUUGGGGUGGUGCUGGUCUGCAACGGCCUAAUGGUGAAGAAACUUCAAGAACCCGGAGUGGGCAAUGGACCAACGUCGCAGCGCUACAAGCAGAAGUCGGUGAAGAUGAUCAUCAUCGUCCUUCUGGUGUUCGUGUUGUGUUUUCUUCCCUUCCACGUGAACCGCAGUAUAUACUACACCUUUCGAUACCUGGACGAGAAUGUGAGCUGCGAGAUGCUAGAGAAUGCAAGCAUGGCCUACAAAUUCACGCGUCCUCUGGCCAGCGCCAACAGCUGCAUCGACCCCGUCCUUUACUUCAUGGCGGGACAGGGCUUCAGAAAUAACAUUAAGAGAAGGUCAAAAUCUAACAAGAGGUCUGAAAAUAUAAAAUUCCCUUCAACCAUGCUAUGACUUGUCAUGUGCAAAAACAAUCUGGAUUAAAAACUAUAGUAAAAAGUUUUUUUAAGCCAUGACCCGUCCCAGGACCACGAACCCACGAGGAAUGACACCUGUUUUUGUUAAGAGAUUUAUGAAAGUUCACUGUUCGAAAUAAAAAUGUGACCCUUGACCAAAGGCCAUUUAAUGGUAUGUGAAGGACCACCUGCACGCCUAAAUAUAUCUGUACUCAGAUAGUUUCGUUUCUUGUUAAGCAAACAGACAAAUAUGAGAUGUGUCUAGACGGUUAUUAAUUUCCCAAAGGCUUUUUAACUCCUGGCAGAAGAGAUUGACUAAACUUCGGCUCACUUCCAGGUCUUUUGUAAGGAGUAACAUGGGUGUCCUCACAGGUCAAAAAAUCUGCAACUCAUUGUAAGGUUGACAUUUAUGUCACUCCUGAAUAUUCUUUGUCAAUGAACAUAAACGUUCUGUUCAUAGUUUCUCAUUGUAGAUUUGAUCUGGGGUAUAUGGUUGCACUUUAACAACGUACAAAGAAUUGUCUUUUGCAUUAAAAUGUUCUUCUUAAAAGCAAUUUCUAUUAAACUACUGAAUGUUUAUUCGAUUUCUAUGACAAAAUAAGGGAUUUCUUUUGACAGCACAUUAGUUAACAUUUUCAUUGGUUUUAAGAGUUACAAUGUAAUGAUCAUUAGGGUUAGGGUUUAAAAAAGGAACAGCAAUGUUGAGUGGAGUUUAUAUCUGAGUUAAUACUUGUAUAAAUCUUUUAGUUAAAAGGUUUUGAACAUUAACUAAAUUGAUCUAUGUGAAAUUUUGAUUACAUUACUCAGUUUUAACAUCAGUUUUGCAAAAAUGUUUUGUUUGUCUGCUCCGGCAGAUUUCUUUGAAUAUAGGAGGCAAGCCAUUUUCAAGCCUUUCAAUACGAUUCCUUUUAGUCAGAGUCAUAUCAAACUGAUAUUUUAACACUACGGAAAAGAUUGUGUAGGAUUCAAGAUUGUUAAAUAUGUUUGAUUAUUUUAGACCAUAAAAAGGUAAGUAGUUAAUGAUUCUUUUAAGAGCCUAUGACUGAACUGAACUUUUAGCAUGUUUAUUUUUUAAGAGUGCAGAUGAACUUGAAAUUGUUGAAUCUCUUGAAAAAGUGUGAUAAUGUAAUCUAGCCUUAAAGGCAUAGUUCACCCUAAAAUGAAAAGUUUACCAUCAUUUAUUUACCUUCACUUGGUUAUAAACCUGUAUGUGACUUUCUUCUGUAGAACACAAAAGAAGAUUUUGAGAAAUGUCUCAGUGGUUUUGUGUUCAUACUCUUGCUUAGUACAUAUAAAGCCCUACAUGGUUUAGCUCCUUGGUACCUGAGCUUCUCUUGUCUUACAGUCCUUCACGUGCAUUACGCUCUCAGGUGUCUAGUCAGUUCGUAGUACCUAGAAUUUCAAAAUCAAGUGCUGGUGGUAGAUCCUAUUUCUAUCUAGCGCCUUAAUUUUGGAAUAGUCUUCCCUGUACUGUCCGGGAUGCAGACACACUCUUUCAGUUCAAAUCUAGACUAAAUACGUAUCUUUUAUAUCUUUCAUACACUACGCAUCCAUAAUACAAAUCUUCUUAGGGUUUAGGCUGCAUUAGUCAGAUCAACCGGAACCAGUAGCACUUCCUAUCACAACUGAUGUACUUAAUGCAUCAAAUAUUGUAGAACAGUAAACUGCUCUUAGCUGUCUUGUCUCCUUGUUCCGAGGUUACCACAGCGAGCAGGAUGCAGUUCAUGCCCAGACCUGAUGGUAGAGCUGACUGUGGGAAGCGGCGACCUGACAAGAGCUGAGAUGAUAGAGCUGGAUCAAGAAGGAAGCUGCGACUUAACAUGCCUUCACUACAAAAUGUUAACUGCUAUUAAAUUAUUAAUGAUACUCUCAAACUAUAAUCUACAUUAUUACUAAAUUUAUUGUUAUUUUGUCUAGUUGUGCAAACACUUUCAAGCUUUUGCCAGAGGGGAACUGGAAUCCUC